GCCAUCGCCAACCCGCUCGCCCACACACCAUCCCCGCAGCCCGGAUGCUGUCCUUCAUCCGCACCUGGGGCGACAAGUCGCCUGGAGUCGAGAGGCGCAAGUUCUACCGCAAGAUCAAAAAGCUCGGUGAGGGUAGCUAUGGCGUCGUCAAGGAGGCCAUCGACACCCGCGACGGCACCCGGGUCGCCAUCAAGACCAUGAGAAAGUCCAACAUCAACAUGAGCGACCCGAGGGCCAUCCAACGAGUCAAGCGCGAAAUGACCAUCCUUGCCGGGCUCAAGCAUGAAAACAUCGUCAACGUCCGCGAUGCCUUCGAGACCAACACCAAGUACUACAUCGUCUUUGAUCUUGCAACCGGCGGCGAGCUGUUCGACAGAAUUGCCGAGAAAGGCCACUUUACCGAACGAGACGCUGCCCGGAUCAUCUACACCGUUCUGGACGCCCUCAGCUAUCUGCACAGCCACAAAAUUGUCCACAGAGAUCUGAAACCCGAAAACCUGCUCUUCAAGAGCCCUGCUCCCAACGCCCCUCUGCUCCUGGCCGACUUUGGCGUGUCAAACAUUGUCGAGGAUGGGUCGAUGCUCAAGACGGUCGUGGGCAGCCCCGGCUACGUCGCUCCCGAGGUUAUCCGCCGCUCCGGUCACGGCCGACCGGCGGAUGUCUGGAGCGUCGGCAUCAUCGCCUUUAUUUUGCUUUCUGGAUACCACCCCUUCUACCACGCGAAGGAUGCACCGUCGAUGAACCAGGCUGUGAUCAAGGCCGACUUUUCGUUCGAAGCCCCAUACUGGAAUGGCAUCAGCAGCAUGGCCAAGUCUUUUGUUCGGCGGCUGCUCCAGGUGGACCCCAAGCUCAGACCAACGGCCGAGGAGGCCCUGAUUGAUCCUUGGCUCGUCUACUACGACUCGAUCGCUCGCGACCAUGCCCAGAGGGUGCGUGAGCUCCACAGGAAGAAUCAGACCGACAUGUUUCCGGCUCUCUCGCGCGAUCUCCAUGUCCAGCCGCGGACAGAGGAGGUCAGUCGGGAGAUUGUCGCCGUCACCGAACCCAGCGCCCCGGCUCCGUCGGACGAGCGCAACCUUGACGAGGAGGACGACUCUCCCUCCGUCGAGUCCCUCAGUAGAAAGCUGGACAAGAUCGAUCUCAGCUACAUCGACGAGGCUGCCGGCGCUGUUGCCGAGCAGCUACCAAACUUGGUGGAUGUCUGGAACACCGAGAAUCCCGAGGCAGCGUCCCCCUUGGCAGGCAACCCGCACAAGCUGUGGAAGCGUGCGCUGACCAAGAUCUCGAUCGCUCAAGCCUUUGCAAAGGCCAAGGGCUCUUCUGAGCACUCGGAUUCUGAAGACGACGAGCCAGCCGAACAUGGGCCUGUCACGGCUGCACAACCAUAGGCGGCUCUGCCAAGCCCGAGUGGAUCUGGCUUUGCCACGUCGGCCCUCUGGCCGGCUGUGCAUCUGUAUUUGUGAGCACGCCAACGCAAUACAGUCUUUCGGGCGGGUGAACUGAGCUGCGGUGCUAUCGAUCAUGAGCCCCGCUGGCUCGCUGGCAUCCACCAGCUUCCAAUCGCCCGUAUCGCGGCUCGCUCCGCCAAUCACCGCGCGCCUUCCAUAUCCGC
Molecule: messenger RNA, 1612 nt
Organism: Polychytrium aggregatum
Lineage: Eukaryota; Fungi; Chytridiomycota; Chytridiomycetes; Polychytriales
Product: kinase-like domain-containing protein
Exons: 6
Coding region: 45-1388 (447 amino acids)
Biological process (GO): protein phosphorylation; cellular response to oxidative stress
Molecular function (GO): calcium/calmodulin-dependent protein kinase activity; ATP binding
Source: RefSeq, a predicted model, not a curated record